Molecule: messenger RNA, 820 nt
Organism: Aspergillus neoniger CBS 115656
Lineage: Eukaryota; Fungi; Ascomycota; Eurotiomycetes; Eurotiales; Aspergillaceae
Exons: 2
Coding region: 158-727 (189 amino acids)
Source: RefSeq, a predicted model, not a curated record
CACUGCCUCACCCCUCCUUACAUUUAUAAUGUGCCAUGCUCACAUCUCUUCACCUGUUUGUCAGCGAAACUAACAGAAAGCUUUUUCUCAUUGCAUUGUGGUUGUGACGCAGUGAGCUGAAUUUUGAUGGUGAACGCUCGAGAGAACGAGUCUCGCAAUGACCAUAUCUGUAAACCCAACGCCCUCGCUCUGGGCCAUCGCGUUAUCCUCUCUCUCAGAAAAGGAUCGGCGGGUUCUAAAGAUCCCCAAUACAUCAUCACCGGAUACCAAGCACAUCUUGACAGAAAUACUGGCAGCUCUCGAAACCCAACGCGACCGGUGUAAAAGAGACAAAUGGACCACGACCAGCAUCGGGGGCAAAGAGCUCGUCAUUCGCGAUGUAUGCGCUAAAAUUGCUGCUCACGUCAAGAAAUUUAUGCAGGUGGUGGACGCGGCUGUCCAAAUUGAUCCUGUCCAUGCUGCACUGCCAUGGGCGGGUGUGUGCUUCCUGCUGCAGUUGACAUUCACGGCAUUCGAGACCUUUGGCGCCAUCGUGGAGGGCCUCGAAAAAGCAACCCGACUGAUAGCCCGAUGCGGGAUUAUCGAAGCUCUGGUCAUCCGGCAUAGUAGUGUAUCGACUGGUGCGAAAGUGGGGUUAGAAGAGGAGCUGGUGAAGCUGUAUUCGGCGGUCCUGGGAUUCCUUUGCAAGGCUAAGAAACACUAUGAUGGGUCUCGCAACGUGUGUUGAACCUGACUUCCCGGCAGUCUCUCCAAGAAUCGGUCAAAGAAAUGGAGGCUGCGGAGCAGAAGGUACUAGUGAUGAAGGGUCUAGUUGACAGCG